AUGUCCCAACCAACUUCGCGCACGCAACUCUACCUCCACGACCUCGCAUCCUCGUACCUCCAAGAAGAUCAAUACGCCACAUCGUUUCUCAUUCUAUGCGCCGCACAUUUCCACUUCAUCUGCCACCAUCCAUACACCCAUGACGAAACCUACACCAACGCACUGGACAGUCUAGGCGCUACAGCCCUUAUCCAAUCCACCCCAUCCUCCGCAGAGCGCUACUUCCGCGCCUCCCUCUACGAGAAGAUACCUCGGGCGCUCUCUCUGCAAUCGAAAUACAAGCAAGCAGAGCGCGUGUUGCGGAAGGGGAUUAAGAAGUACAGGUCAUGUCAUGAGAAGCGGCUCGAAGCGGUUUGGAUGCUGGGGCGCGUGGUAGAAGAGCUGGGCAGAGGGGAUGAGGCGUUGACGUUGUUUUGUUGUGCGUGGAUUUCGGCGAAGACGGUGCUUGGGGAGGAGGAUGAGGUGACGGUGAGGUAUGGGAUUGAUUAUAGCAGGCUUAAAGGGCAGAGGGGCGUGGAGGGAUGA
Messenger RNA from Parastagonospora nodorum SN15, 525 nucleotides. RefSeq lists its product as hypothetical. The record is from RefSeq and is a predicted model, not a curated record. NCBI's taxonomy places the organism in Eukaryota, Fungi, Ascomycota, Dothideomycetes, Pleosporales, Phaeosphaeriaceae. Gene Ontology annotation, molecular function: protein binding. The coding region runs from base 1 to 525 and encodes 174 amino acids. The transcript has 2 exons.